Messenger RNA from Pieris macdunnoughi, 1509 nucleotides. NCBI's taxonomy places the organism in Eukaryota, Metazoa, Arthropoda, Insecta, Lepidoptera, Pieridae. The record is from the annotation of a GenBank genome assembly.
AUGAAAAUCGCGGUCGAGGGCUGUGCUCACGGAGAGUUGGAAAAAAUAUACGAAUGUGUUGAGACAUUACAAGAGAGAGAAGGAAUAAAAGUAGAUUUAUUAAUUUGUUGUGGCGAUUUUCAAUCAGUACGCAAUAAUGAUGAUUUACGAGCAAUGGCAGUGCCUGAAAAAUACCACAAUAUUUGUACUUUUUACAAAUAUUACAGCGGAGAAAAGGUUGCUCCCAUAUUAACAAUAUUUAUAGGUGGAAACCAUGAAGCGUCGAAUUAUUUACAGGAACUGCCAUUUGGAGGAUGGGUAGCUCCCAAUAUUUACUAUCUAGGAAGAGCCGGAGUUGUUCAAUUUGGCAACUUAAGACUUGGAGGUUUAUCAGGUAUAUUCAAGAAUCAUGAUUAUUUACAAGGACUCUGGGAAAGCCCUCCAUAUACACCCAACUCAUUACGAUCAGUUUACCAUAUAAGAUCUUUGGAUGUAUUUAGACUAAGUCAGUUGAAAGAAAAAGUUCAUGUUAUGUUGUCACAUGACUGGCCAAGAGGAAUUACUAAUUAUGGGGACAAGAAUAACUUGUUGAGAAGAAAACCAUUUUUCAGAGAGGAUAUAGAAUCUAAUAAACUAGGCAGCCCUCCAGCAGAACAGUUACUAAAUCAGGUGAAACCAGAUUACUGGUUUGCAGCACAUCUGCACUGUCAAUUUGCUGCCUUAGUGAAGCAUGAUGACAACAGUGAAACUAAAUUCUUGGCCCUAGACAAAUGUUUGCCAAAAAGGAGACAUUUGCAAAUCUUGGAUUUGCCAUCCGAGUUUGCUGGUGACAAACAGUUGAAACAUGAUCUAGAGUGGUUGGCUAUUUUAAAAAAUACUAAUCACCUAUUGUCCGUAAAAAAUAUAGAUUGUCAUCUACCUGGGCCUGGUUGCAAUGAAAGGUAUGACUUUACACCAACACAAGAAGAAAAGGAUAUGGUCCUAAAAUUUAUGGGCUGUUUAACAAUUUCCAACGAUUCAUUUGUUCAAACAGCCCCUACAUACAGGCCCAACACACCCAAACGUGCACCAUAUGAAGCAAUUCUUAACCCACAAACUGCCACACUAUGUGAUAAACUCUGUAUUGAUGAUCCUCUGCAAGUAGUUUUAGCAAGAUCUGGCAGAACAAUGAAGCAACCUGCUUUUAUUGAACAUUCAGAUAGUAUUGAAGGUAAUGGACAAAUACCAAAAACCCCAAUUAAAUGUUCACCUAUGACAUUACCAGCACCGGUUACACCAUGUCAAAGUGAAGAUUUAUCAGAAACAGUUUCUGCUUUGAACUAUAGUAGAAAUAGUUUUUUAUCUGAGAGUGAAAAUGUAACUUCAGAAUGUGAAACUCCACCACAGACAAAUAAAAUUGUUUUUAAGAGACGCAAUUUGGCUAUGUAUACACCUGAAGAUGCUGAAACUGGCAGCAAUACAUCAGGUUCACAGGUAGAGUCAGAUAGUCCAAAAUCAUGUAAGCUUGCAUGUCGGACUAACCCUUUAUAG